AACAAAUCUUCCUCUCUCGGUAGCCAUAUUCAGACGUCGGCUUGCUCCUGUAUUUUUUCUAUUGCAGCCGAGGGAGACCGAGAAUCAAAUACGGAGCAGAAUCUGUGUCUCAUUCAAGCAGUCAAGAGGGAAGGGGAUUUGGAACAUUCUCCGUAACUUACCGGCUGGUAAAUUCGGCCAACCUGUAGUGGAUCUCCUCCAGGCCAAGCUGGAGCCUGGUGUUUCAAUUUCACUCCUUCGAGUUCGGUUCCACAUUAAUAGUUAUUGACUGUGACUGGAGAGGUUCCUUUUCAGCUGAUAAUCCCACGUGGCGACUGAUAUGGCUCAUGGCUUGGGAGGAUGGAGGAGUGUAGCCCUGGUUAUCUGUGGUAUGUAUGGACAGUUGAUAAUAUGCAGCUUCGGCUAAAGUAUGUCUUUUCUCUUGGGCGUAUGGGGAACUCCGCGGCGAAUUCAUGAUAAGAAUAUAUAUAGAACGAGGCUAGAAACCACAAGUUCCACAGUUAGCCAAGGGUACCAAACUUAAUGUAGUUGAUAUCCUUUCUUUUUCUUAUUUUGUUAUUUGAAAGUCCUGCGAUUCACAGUUAUGAAGAGGAUGGUGAUGAUCCUGAAGAACCGGAAGAAAAGAAGAGGAACCUUUGUAUAUCGCAAUGCUGGGAUAAUGGAGGAUCCCCUGGAUAAGUUAUGGGGCCAAGAACAUGGCACGGUGACAGGCAACCGGCUUGUACAUAACUUACUUGGGCCUCUCCCCUGCUUGAAACUAUACUUAAGUAUAUGGAUAUCAAGCUUGAACCUUGCAAACUUGACAACCCUUGACACCAGCACCGACACCGAGACGGCACGAUCGGAAUGGUGUAUCGGGCCACUGGUUUCGGGAGGUCUUCCUAGCUCCCGCCUGCCGGCCUACACAACGAAGUAGAUCGAGGACAAGUGCCAUGAAGUGGGAGGUCGGCCGGCCGAUUCAGACCGUCCACCAAAAGCG
Molecule: messenger RNA, 979 nt
Organism: Trichophyton rubrum CBS 118892
Lineage: Eukaryota; Fungi; Ascomycota; Eurotiomycetes; Onygenales; Arthrodermataceae
Exons: 1
Coding region: 584-916 (110 amino acids)
Source: RefSeq, a predicted model, not a curated record